This is a messenger RNA of Anopheles maculipalpis, 1266 nucleotides long. RefSeq names its product phospholipase B1, membrane-associated-like. Gene Ontology annotation, biological process: phospholipid metabolic process. Gene Ontology annotation, molecular function: glycerophospholipase activity. The coding region runs from base 1 to 1257 and encodes 418 amino acids. The transcript is spliced from 4 exons. Lineage: Eukaryota; Metazoa; Arthropoda; Insecta; Diptera; Culicidae. The record is from RefSeq and is a predicted model, not a curated record.
AUGAAUUUUCUACCAUGGGCUCUGCCGUUGCUUCUAUUCCUGACCACUGGUGGCGCUAUCUUCGCUCAGGAGGAAGUAUCCUUCCUCGAUCAACCUCCAUUUCUAACGCUCUAUCGCAAGCUACACCGACUGUUUUUUGACACUGUUGGCCCUAGCAGUAAAGAUCCGGUGCGAAUUAAUCAAGCUCGUUUGCAAGGGAAAGUGCAAUCCCCCGUACCAUACAAUCAAGCUUUUCCCUGUCCAACGGAAGGUAUGCGAAGUACGAUCGUUCCUAACUCCGUGCAUGAAUUACGUCCUGGCGAUAUCGAUGUAAUCGCGGCCCUCGGCGAUUCGCUAACUGCCGGUACGGGAGUGCUCGCAACCGGAAUUCUUGAGCUUAUAAUAGAAAAUCGAGGCUUGUCCUGGUGUAUCGGUGGACAGGGUACCUGGCGUCAGUAUCUAACACUACCGAACAUACUGAAGGUGUUCAAUCCGAACCUAAACGGUUACGUCGUUGCCGAUAGUCUCUCGAUCGACAGAGAGUCAAGGUUCGAUGUGGCGGAAAUUGGUGCCAUGAGUCAGGAUCUGCCCCAGCAGGCAAAAAAUCUUAUCAAACGUAUGCAAGCAGAUCGGUCGGUUGAUAUGAAGCAGCACUGGAAGCUGAUAACUAUACUCAUCGGACAUAAUGAUUUCUGUAGCCGAGUCUGCUACCUGCCAAAUCCGGAGAAAGCACUCUACCAACACGAGCAGAAUUUGCUGCAAACCUUAAGACUACUGCGCAAGUACCUGCCGAGAGCCAUGAUUAACAUUGUGGCAACUAUAAAUGUUAGCAUAUUGCGAACGUUUAACCCGAGACCACCAUCCUGCGCUACCACCCAUUCGUUCGAGUGUUCCUGUGUGUUCGGUGCCCAGUUUGCAUCCUUUCAACCGCGCCUAGAACGUAUCAUGCAGCAGUGGAACCGGAUACAGCAAGCCGUCACCGAGCGGGACGAGUUUAACGCUGCGUCCGAUUUCGUCGUUAACUAUCAACCGUUUCCGGAGCAUCUGACACUGCCUACACUUCAGAACGGCGAUACGGAUGCUGGCGUUGCUUCGGUCGACUGCUUCCAUUUUAGCCAACGGGGACAUGCGAUCGCGGCGAACAGCUACUGGAACAAUUUGAUCGAUCUGGUGGGCAAUAAGUCGGAGCUGUUGCAAAGGGAGUUUGAACGUUUCAAUUGUCCGAUGAAGGGAAGACCGUUUCUGGCGACGCGUAAGAACAGUUUAUUGGGGGUCUGAAAAAUAAAA